Triticum dicoccoides is the source of this 9956-nucleotide messenger RNA. RefSeq names its product transcription factor BHLH148-like. The coding region runs from base 8572 to 9510 and encodes 312 amino acids. NCBI's taxonomy places the organism in Eukaryota, Viridiplantae, Streptophyta, Magnoliopsida, Poales, Poaceae. The record is from RefSeq and is a predicted model, not a curated record. Gene Ontology annotation, molecular function: protein dimerization activity. The transcript has 4 exons.
GUUCAGACUCUUUCCCCUCUUGCCUCUUUGCCAUGGACCGAAUAAACAUGUGAAUUCCACGCGGGAAGACACUCCCUGCUGUUGACCGCCUCCUCCUCCCCCCCUCCCGCCAUUCCAUUCGGGGAAGGAAGGAAGGAAGAAGCAUGGCGGAGCAGGCAAUGGAUCGGGAAGCAAAAGAGGAAAGCAGGUGCUCGAUCGCUUGCCGGACUGGGACCGGGGAUUCUUUCAGCGGCUUGGGGGCGGCGAGCGGAGCAGGACAUCCUUCUCGAUCCGUCAGCUGGCUUGGAUCAGAUGAUAUACUUGAGGUGAAAUCUGAAAUGGGUGUGAGUAGAAUCGCUCGGAAGGAACUUCGCUGAGGGAGCUCACAACUUCAGCCUGUUUCCUUGGAGCUGGAAUCGGUUAAUAUGUCUUGCUCAGGUACUUCAAACUCUAAGAACUUCUACUUCAUGUGUGCUUUGUGACUCUCCUCCUGAGAUAUGCCAUCUGACUGGAUAUUGCUUCUACCUCGCAAUCUUUAGUGAGCCUUUUCUUCAAAAUAAGAAUCAAAGAGUGUUUAUGGUUUCAGAAAAUCCAUGAAACAUUCUAAUAUGUAAAUUUUGUACUCCCUCCGUAAAGAAAUAUAAGAGUGUUUAGAUCACUAUUUUAGUGAUCUAAACGCUCUUACAUUUCCUUACUGAGGGAGUAAUACACUAGGAAUCUGCAAAAUUUCAUGGGAAAAUGUUUGUGACUUUGCACAGAAAACACAAAAAAAUGUGAUUAUCUGUGAUAGCAGGCGCCGUUGCUAUCGUUUGCUGUUUUAGAUCACUGUAUUUAUAGUUUUUUUUAUGUCGGACAGAUUUGAAAAGAUUUUUCACACAGAAUUGUGUGGAAUGAUAGUGUGUUUCUAAUGAUAGUCCUGGCAGUCUAGACGUACACCAGAAUGACUAGGAUCGGUCCAAGGAGCUGGACGGUUCAGGAGAGUGUACUGCCUCUGCUUGAAGCCACUCGGUUUAUAGGUCGUACUAUCCGGGGUGAUUACCUGGAGUGUCCGUGGCAUGGCAUGUUGAGAUAGGGUUGGGUUGGUGUGAAGUCCCCGUCCGACCAUCCAACUCUCUAUCCAGCCUCUGCCCCAAAGUAGCUUGGUUAUUAUCCCAGGCUGUCCGGCAACAUGUUUCACUGGAGCACUUUGAAUGUAUUUACUAGCUUGAAUCCCUAGUAAUAGGGGUUUGUGGGCUGUCUAAGGCUAAUAGCCCGAAUCGUCCGUAUGUGUGAUUCUCGUAAUAAACGACUAGUUUUUUUUUACUUAGCUAUAUAUAUACCUUUCUCCCCCACGGAGUUGACUACCCCUGCAAGCAAAACUUCAGAUCUAGGACCCAUUGCUAUUCUCCACUAUCCCUUGGCGCCAUUUGAGCCAUUUUCUAGGAUUGGGAGAGAGAUUUGGGAGGGGGUUGGGAGGUAAGUUAAACCAAGUUCAGAUCCUGCCUUCCCCCUCCUUUGACCAAAAGAUUUAGCAUCUGAGCAAAUUUCCAAGCCUCCCUUGAUCUUGUUACUCUUGGAGGCUGGAUAUUCCUAGGAGAUUGGUGUCACUCGUGAGCUUCUAAGUUGUGGAUUGCCCCAAAGUUUGUGAAGGUUGGAAGUCACCAUCAAGACUUACCCUAAUUGGUUGAGCUCAGGCUUUGUUGGACGAGCUUAGGGAGAAGAAGAUGAGACUUGGUAUCGCAUGAUGCCUUGUUUGGUCUCCACCUCUCAUACGGAGUCUCCGAGGACGUGAACUUUGGGUUUCAUCUUCGUCUCUAUGCCCACUUUGCUUAUCCUUUUCCUAGCUCCCUAAAAUCAACUAAGAAAAGACAAAAAAAUGUAGUAGCUUCAAACCCCCUCUAAUUGACAUCUUUGAUCCUUUGCCAUCCUAGUGUGGCCAUUGUGGCCAAGGCUGAAGAAUUCAUGGUGUUUGUCUUCUGUGUGUGGACUCCUGAUUUGGUGAAAUGUUAUCAAGAACUCCAGUCUAAAUUCAUGGUAGCAGCGGUGAUGGUGACGCCGGGUUUGUUUUGGUUAGUGGUUCGCCUAUUUCAUAACUAUCGUGCUUUUGAUGUUCCAUACGAAUGAUCUGGCAAUGAAAACCGUGGUUCAAUAUCCGGGCCACAAUGAGUUCGGCUAAUUUAUGUUGUCACCUGUUGGGGCGGUCGACUCAUGCAGCUCUUAAUUGAUGAGGUACAACUUGUGAUAUUUGGACUUCUACAAGACUACAACCUUUUCAAUAGAUGCUCAGAGGAAUGUUGAGAUGCAAAAGACAAAGUUGGAGACCAGAUAAAUUUGAAGUGACUUCACUUGGGGCCACCAUCCUCUCCCUACCGCAAUCAUCAUGCUACUGUUGCAACUUUAACCUAAAAGAUGGUCCCACCCUAUCCCCAUGACCUAGCUGGCUCCUCUAUGCAAGCAACGUAAUCCAAAGUAUAAGUGGCAGAAAUAGACAAGAAUGAAGGUGAAAAUCGCAUGAGUCGAAGAAAAGACCGAACGAUGGCGGUUGAUCACUGCAUGCUAGUAUAUGAGAUUUAAUGGUGUCUCUCAGUGUAUUUGGAUGAUAGUGAAGGAGGGUGCAAGGAUGCAUAUAUCACUUUUAGCUUGCUCUCUUCAAGAUGAAAGUUAUCCCUUGUUUGACAAGAACAUCGUGUAUCACGCACUACCUCACCACUUAAUUUAUCCAUUAAAUUUCCUUACUUGACUCGAUCAUCAUCCAUAAUAUUGUGCGUGAUGGUGUUUUGUUGACUACAUCGUGAAUUAGGUUAUUCUAAUUUUCUUUGAUAUGCCUUUUACUUAUACUUUGAUACACAUUCGGUCUUACGGUCAGUGACCCUCACCUCAUAUUCUUUUGCUUAUUGGACCCUCAUAUUCUUUUGCCUAUCGUCCACAUACCCAAUUUGAUACUAUGGGAUACAAGACAAGGUUGCAGCAGACAAAUCUCACAAAGAAAACCACAAUGCCAAUUCAAAUGCAUAUAUGAGUGAUAUAUCUCAUUUUAAACGGUGUAUGUUCUUGAUGUAAUGUUGGAGGAAAGAAAGCACCUAUAAGUAGGGGAUCUGCCUUAAUCAAGAGGCUCACAUUAAUGAUCGACACUGACCAAAGAUGGGGCAGUGCUAUUUGGUUUGAGAUAACCCUUUAUCACCCCUUGCACCUAUAUCCUCAAAGUGAAAAUUUAGGGCAUAGAUUGAAGGGUUUGGGAUCACAGUUGUGCAUCUACAAGACCCACAAGAUGACACAUGGACUAUGGCAAGGACAACAUCCAAGAGAAAUCACAUCCUAACAAGGGGCAUAUGAGCAUAUUCAACAAUCCACACUGAUUGAAUGGCUGCCAUGUGGUAAGAUGGAAUGUUCCUCAUUGGGCAAACAAGAAUGUCAUGGUUGGGCAUGCUUGCCCCCUAUUGAGGUAUGAGGCUGGUGUGCGAGGGACCAAGGACGCCAUGGUUGGGCAUGCUCCAAGAUAACCGAGAUUGGUGAGAGUACCCAUAGCGGAACGUGUGGUAUCUCAGCAUGGCCAAGAACACACACGGAUACACAAACUCAAGAGGGACAAAGAACAUACACAGAUACACAAACUCGGGAGGGACAUAUAAAUCAAUGAUUCGACCUAUUCCACACCGGAGAUUAUUGACAUCGUCGUGUGUGCAAUUGUGCAUGUGUGUAUAGAUCUUUAUUUUGUACAGAAUGGGUGUUGGACUCAUUUGUUUUGUUAUCGUUUUAACCCGACCUUUGAGCUAAUAAAAACCCUCCUUUUAAAAAAUGCAUACAACUUCUAACUCAUUUGAUAAAGCAAUACAAGUCUUGACUUGGCGGUGACUUGGUGUGUAUUAGGGUUCUUCUAAUCCCUAGUUAAAUGUUAGUUUUGUGAUUCAUUAACAUAAUAGCUCCAUAUAAACAAAAGUAUUUUGCUACAUGGGAAGUUUCGUGGCUCUAAGAGCAUCUACAAUUGGAUUGGGUAAAUUCGACCCCCUAAAUGUUUGAGGGCGCGUCCGCGGACAGCUCCGGCUGGCCCCUCAUUUGUCCUCCCGGACAACCAUACCCCUCAUAUGCAAACCCUCGUAUUCAGGAAAAGCCAUGCACGUCCAUCAUAUAGCAUCACUUCAUCACGAAUUCAACAAUUCAAUAAAGCAACAUAAACCACAAUUCAACACGUGCCAAAAUAAAAGUUAAGAACUCAUAGAUAGGCGAUACAAGAAUGCAUACUCUUUGCGCGCCGGUCUCCUUCUUCUUCAUGUGUAGCAACUUCUUGCUUCCCUCCUCCAAGAGGGUAGCGUCCUGCAACAUGAUCCUUGAAUCCUCUGCAUCGCUCGCAGACUUCAACCUCUUUUUGCCGAUCUCAAUUGUUUGUAUUGUCUUCUCCUUUUCAAACUCUCAUUUAGCAUAGUUCUCUUGCUUCCAAGUCUAUCUUCUCUCUCUCUCAAUGCUCAACUUCUCUUUCGCCCUUUCUCGGUCGAACAACACCAUCUCCCUUUGAACAUCCAAGAAGAGGUUGUACUUCUCCUUCUCCUCCUUGGCGAAAAAAUGCUUGUCCAUGCCAUAAACAUUUUCUUGCCGCACCAUCAUGCACGGCCCUCUCCUUCUCCCACUCAUUUCCCCUCACUUGCCAAUUCCUCUUUGGCACAGUUGGUUGUUCAUCCCUCCACCUCUCCACUUUGCUUGUCGUCGUCAUCCAAUCCAACAGAUUGUUAUGAGCUUGAGCCAUUGUUCUUCUUCAACUUCUUGGUGGGGUUUUUUGAGCUCUGUAACGACAAGUUACCACUUCGGUUUUCCAUUCAAUUUCAACCAACAAUGGGACAACCUGAAUGGCUUGCCCUUGUUUUGGUUGUACAAAUUGGAUCCAUGCUUGUGGCCAACCAAGAUUCACACAACACAUCUUCAUGGCUUGUGAAUGUCGGACCUCUUGCCUUUGCUACCUUCUUUUUUUAGUGUGCGAUGUUUGCCCAACAUCAAACAUAGGGGAAUUGGUAUCACCCAUACCAUUAUGCCUUAGUUCUUGACCAUCAUUUAUCAUGUUCAUAAAAAAAUAUGCAUCACAAUUAAACUACCAUCCCUAAAUUGAUCCAAUUGUAUGUGCAACAAACGAACCAAGCCAUACAAUGGCAUAUGGGUCAAAAUUGUACCAUGUCUUGGCCAGCUACUUCAUUCAACAACACGUGGGCAUGCCCAACGCCGACGUUAUCCGCUGCCUUUGGAGUUGGGGCGAGUUGUACGCCAUGUCUAUGGUGGCGUCCUCUAGCAUCCAGCCAUCGAGGAUGACCCCAUUCGGAUGUUGAAACGGAGACGGGAACACCCGACGACUUGUUCCCUCUUGCGGGUAGGUGGGACGACACAAAAGUGGUCGCCAGACCAGAUGCGCCCAAGUUCAUGUCCGCAGGCUCUUCCCCGCAGCUUCCUUCUUCACAGCUUACUGGACGCGCUACCGGGCAUGCGACUCCCUCCGGGUGAUGUUCUGUGCAUUGCAAGUGACUACGGUAGGGACCAGCACAGACUUUGCUGAACCAUCGUCUAUGGCGGUGGUGGGAGACGGGGUUCUCGGUGUCGAGAUCGGACAAUGAACGUGGACGGCGACAUAGACAUGGAGCAAUGUGUGUGUGUGUGUGGGAAGGGGGGGGGGACCAGAAAAAUGAAGGACAUACAUGGGAACAGUGCGGUUGAUUUGGAGGACUUGGUCGACUUUGAGUAGAUUCGAGGUAGGUUCAACCUGUUGGAGGUGUCGUGCGUCGCAUGUCCGCCCCACAUAUGGACUGGACUUGAGGAGUGCCGAGUAACCCGAAGUUUGGGCUAGCUUUGAGGGAUCCGUUUGGAUGCCUUUUGACCGGGUUAUCCGGCCGAGAGCGGGGUUCCGGUUGUACAUGUUCUACAGGCUCAUUUGCUUUGAGUGGCCAGUAGAAUACAGAGACAACAGGAGUAGAAAAUCAUUGGAAGCCCUUCAAGUGGCGAGUAGAAUACUGAGACAACUGGAGUAGCAAAUCAUUGGAAGCCCAUCAAGAACCUUUUCAAUAUGAACAGGCGGAGGCAAACACAGGAAACACGUGGAAGGUGGACUACACAUGAUUCCAUGAAUUCGACCACGACCUCGCCACGACCAUCGUUGGACCCUUGAACAGAGAACGGCACCGUCGCCAUCGACGCACGCAUGCCACAAAGCGAUGGAUAUGCUAAUCAAACGAGAGAUCCCAAUAGUGCUACCACAACAUGGACUAAAAUAACACGUUGCUAUAUUCAACACACCUGCUGACACUGGCACCAGCAGCUCGCCGAGCAACCGAAACUUCAGCGAAAGCGUGCCCAAGUGUCGCUAGAAGACUACGGUCUCCAGGCCAGGUCCGUACUCGUUUGCCUGAAAAGAAGUCUCUACUCGUCGUUUGCCGUUCAAGCGUUUUACCGUGGACAGCAUGCUUCCCGGUCGUUGGCUACGUGGCUCUGCUUCUGGUUCACACUGGCAACGCUUCUCCUGUUCAACUCAAUCUACUCGCCAUUGAAAUUUUCCUCUCUUUGGUUUCCCAUCUGGGAGAAAUCUUUAAUUCUAGAUGCCUUUGGCCUGGGUAUAUAUAUAGGAUAUAAUAUUAAUGUGUCAGAUGACUAGUUGUCAUAUGAGAAUAAUAUUGUUUUCGGCACAUUUCCUUUCUAGCAUAUGUUUUGUAUUUAUCAUAAAUAAACUGUCCUCAAGGAUGCUUAACCAUUGCAUACAACAUAAUAGCUGCUUUUAACUUGGAAUUUUGCUAAAAUCGUUUCCAGAAUGAACUAAAAUAUACAUUGAAUUAUAAGUAUCUGAAUCAAUCCAAUCUAGGCUUGUGCAUUCUUCCAAUCUGAAUCAAUCCAAUCCAUUGAAUUAUAAGUAUCCGCCUGAGCCUAGCCUGGCCAAAAACAGAAAACAAAUAGUAGCAUUCUUUCCAUUUAGAAAUAUCAUUUAAUCAUAUUUUUUUGGAUAUAUGAAUACAUUAUUACGCUUAUACAUCUAUUAAGUCCUAGGUUGUGUGUCCACUAGCAUUUUACUCAAAGUUAAGACCACAUAGAUGGUACACCACUCCGAGUGUGGGGCUACAGGCAACUCCAAUGCGGAUCAUGAAAUCGAUCGCAAAUGUCCUAUAAUUGAAAGGUUCAGACACUUUUGAUCCUCCAACUGUGGUCACCAAAUUUGUCUAGACCGGUCCGGACAUUUGAAAUCUCACGAAUUGGGGGUGGUUUGGGAAGUUUGAAUGUCUACCACAUUGGAAUCCUUAGCCCUGGGCCCACCCAUAAUCUUCUCCUGCCGCGUCCGCUUCGGCUUGACCGCAUUCACUCCGGCGGACCAGCCUCUUGCCUAAUCGCAUUCAUGGUGGCAUGAUGACCGAGAAGCCUACUCCCGCUUUACAGCCAGACGGGCUCCUCCUCCGCAAACCCUAUCCGCACAAUCCUCAUCCCCUGGCCGCUGCACAACACCACACCUCCAGCCAUCACGACGGCCAAGAAGUCUGGCGCCGAGAAGUGGUCGCCGGCGUGCACUCUGGAUCCGGGUGCCACCGUCGAGGGAGAAGGUACCGACGUUUGAUGAGGAGCAAGCGAAGGAGGAUCGUCGUAAUGCGCUAGAGGCCGCACAUGCAGAUCCUACCCGCGAUGAGUAUCCGGAUUGGAAUCCCAAAACACACUCCAUUAUGUGGGAUAUCCAACAUGACUAUGUGUUGAUCCCGUAUGAGAAGGAGGAGUAACCUCGCUCAUGCAGCUCAAAUCGGGGACCACAUGCUUCAUUUCAGACGACAACGACGACGGCUCGAACAAAGUUGCAGAUGGUGACAAAGGUAUCGGCGACCUCACCGGAUGGAUCCUCACCUAGUUUUAGCUGGAAUUAAUUUAAAUUUAGGUUGAAUUUGUUUAAAUUUCGCCCGUUUGGUUGCAAUAUACCGAACUUUGUUUAAAUUUCAUCGUUUUGCUUUUACUUCCAUCUGUGUUUGUGCGCGGUCUGUUUUAAAUGGUUGAGCCGCGUUGGAUGACUUCAGUAGCUCGGUUGGAUGUCCGACGUCCCGGCUGCUGUCCGCAGACACGACAUUUGGUGAUCCGCGUUGAAAUUGCACUAAGAAAGAAGUUGAGGCGAACGCUCGCUGUAAAAAAGAAGUUUGGAUAAAUCGGCAUGCCAAGGAACGAAGUGGACGUCCCGGCGGUUGCCAACCGCGAGUGAAGAAGUGCUACUUGUCAGUCGGGCUCCCGCGUGGAACCUUCUCCCCCCGGCUGCCCCCACUCCGCCUACGUGUGCGACGCCAUCGCCCCGAUCGCGUACCGCGUUGCCGCGAGUAGGCCCAUCACUACCUCGUGCUCAUUCCGGGCCGGGCUCGCAAUAAAUGGAAAAAAUAUAUUCGCCCCGGCUUUGACCGUCUCGCCCCUUUUAGCUCCCCUCGCCUAUCAGACCGUACGGGUCCAUUUGACCACGUGACCCAAAUCCGCCACUUGGGCCCCAUCCCCCUCCCGCCGCGGCUAUAUAACCGCGUCCGGACAUUUUCCCGACAAACACUUCACCUUCACCAAGCACGCACACAGCGCCCAGCAGCAGCAACUCAUCGACGCAGAGCAGAGCAGCGAAGGGGGCCGGCGAGAUCGACGCAAAUGCAGAUGGACUCCUACUACUUCCACGACGACGCCCACUUCUUCGCCGGCUGCGGCGUCCCCGGCUCGCCGGACCUGCCCUUCGCCGACCUCAUUGCGUCGCUCUCGGAGCCGCUGCCUGAGGUGGCCAGACAGAGCGCGUUCCGGGAGUACCGCGGCGUCGGGCUGGAGCUUCCGGGCACGGCGCGGGGCGGGACGGGGAACGGGAUCAACAUCCACCGGAGGAUGAUGGACGUGCUGGGCAGGAUGGGGCCGGCCACCGAGGAGGAGCAGCGGCCGCAGCACCAACAGCAGCAGGCGGCCGGCGCUGUCGAGAGCAGCCGCGGGUUCCGGCACAUGAUGCGCGAGCGCCAGCGCCGCGAGAAGCUCAGCCAGAGCUACGCCGACCUCCACGCCAUGGUCUCCUCCCGUUCCAAGGUACUUCGACCGUCCGCGCCCGCUGUCCUCCCACAUUCCAUUUCACUGGUGCUCGAAUGCCAUGUGCUGAAUGAACGAGUGAUGCCAUUGCAGCAGGACAAGAACUCGAUCGUGCAGUCCGCGGCCGUCUACAUCCACGAGCUCAAGGUCGCCAAGGAGCAGCUCCAGAGGAGGAACGACGAGCUCAAGGCCAAGAUCCUGGGGCACGACGCGCAGCAGCAGUGCGUCAAGGUCCAGUUCGAGGUGGACGAGCCCUCGUCCUCCAUCGACUCCAUGAUCGGGGCCCUCACGCGCCUCAAGAGCAUGAACGUCAAGACCAGGGGGAUCCACUCCAUCUUGUCCGGCCAGCGGUUGACGACGGAGAUGAAUGUCGAAACCACGAUUGCGGCUUGCGAGGUAGAAAAGGCAGUGGAGGAGGCUCUCCAGGAAGUAGAGAGGAAUCAGCUGCCUGACAGCGAGGCCCCGUUUCCCGGAAGCAGGAGCGCCUGGCCUCAAACAUCACACGUGCAAAAUGUGUUCUGAUCGGUUUCUGACCACAAGGGUCAUGAGACCCAUCUGUUCAUUGUUUUUUCUCCUCUUUUUUUCUCUCCUUUUUUUCUGAUGAUGGAGCAAGUGAAGAUCUUCACAUGCCCUUGCCUGCGUACUGGUGGUUGUACUCUCGAUCGACCCUCGUGUUUAGUCCUAGUGGGAUUUUUUAGGGGCUGUGAAGGUGUAAGUAGCUCUUCAGAUGUGUAGGUGGUGAGGUCAACUUGGAAUCAAAUGGGUUGGAAAAAAAUUGAAGAGGAUCUACUCGCACGGUUUGGCCUGGCGCUUACGUUUGGCCCUAGCAAGGAAGAGAAAAGGAUAUGACAACUUGACAAGGAUUACCAAACGUUUGGAAGAAGACGGGCCAGCAAGCCUUGGUUGCUGAGACUGUAAAUUUGCAUCCACCCAAUGUUCGAAAUCGAGUAUAUAUUUUUCUCCAAACA